Monomorium pharaonis (pharaoh ant) is the source of this 3939-nucleotide messenger RNA. RefSeq lists its product as uncharacterized. The coding region runs from base 1225 to 2316 and encodes 363 amino acids. Lineage: Eukaryota; Metazoa; Arthropoda; Insecta; Hymenoptera; Formicidae. The transcript has 4 exons. The record is from RefSeq and is a predicted model, not a curated record.
UUGCAGAUUGAAUAAAAUUUAUUAGAAACAAAGAAAUAUAUGCUUUGGAGUAGUCGAACAUAAUUGUUUACUAAAUUCAAAAAAAUCUUUCUCUCUGUAUAGAAAGUUGCAGGGGUAUACUUGAGAAAAUAGCAACAGAGAUAUUUAUUUAAAGGAUGUGUCUAUAAAAAUACUAUUUAAAAUAAUUUUGUAUAAUAAAUAUAAUAAAAUAGUUACUAUUUGACAUAUACAAGCGCGAAACAAAAUAUACAUCCCUUGUAAAAAUGUAAUACUGAGCAGUAUAUUGACCAGUAAUUAUUACUUAUUUUGAAUAUUAAAAGUACUAAUACCAGUGAUUUUAAUACUUAAAAUAAGUAUUACUUACUGGUCAAUUUAAUACUGCUCAGUAUUGUACGUUUUUAUAAGAGAUUUACAUACAGAAAAUUGAAAACAUUAAUAUAUAUAUAUAUAUCUGUUCAUCUCCAUGAAUUUUUACAAAAUGAAAAAUAAAUAUAAGUUUAAACGUCGACGAAAAAGAGAGCGAAGAUACCAAGCGCAAAAAAUGCAAGCAAGCACAGAUUUAAUAUAUCUCCCUCGAUGUCACACAAUCUUGAAAACAAAAAACAGAACUUCGAUAUAGUUUCGAAGAAAUUCAAGUCGACUAAAAUGGGACAAACUGAAUAUUCAAUAAACAUAUAUCUAAAAGAGAGGAAACGAAGAUGUUGAAUGCAAUAAUUGCAAGCAACGCAGACACAUCAUGACAUAUCGAAAUGUAAAAUAUCUUAUUUCAGGUAAAUAUAUUACAUAAAUGUUAAAUAGUAUUUGCUUUUUCUCAUGUUUAUUACACCAAAUACUUAUUUUAAAUAGUACUUUAUAUAAAUACAUCUUUUAAAUAAAUAUUUCUGUUAAAUUUAUUCAAAUUUUUUUCUCAGCUGUUUUUUUUGUAUACUGAUAGGACGUCAAAAAAAAAGAAGAAUGUUGACGUAAGCGCUUCUGGAGACAAACUUUUCGCAUUUGUACAUUUUUAGCUUAGAAGUUGUGAAUAAAGUGUAAAACUAAAGAUAUUUAUGUAACUAAGAUUCGAGAUACGAUUUCUUUCGCUUCCUCGUCAGUUUCUUUUUUAUUAUCGGUAAUAUGUACAUGUGAGUUACGCGUCAUCCGGUCGACAAGAGCAAAAACAUUUCGUCACGAGGAUAGCCCCGACAGAAUCUCCUGCACGUGUAGCGCAGAAGAGCGAGCUACACGAUGAUGAAGGCAGGACUCGUUUGGAUGGCGCACCGACGAGAUCCUUCCCAGGCGUUUUUAAUUUAUUCCGAGGAAUUUUUCUUGCUCGGACUGGGUGUGAUCCUCUUUGGAAUAGUCGGCGCCUUGUCGCUCGCGUCCAUCGACAGCGUCCCCGAGGAUCUCGUCGACAAUGCCGCGGUCUUGGGAGCGCUCUGCCUGUUCACGGCGUUGGUAUUCAUCGGGGACCUGCUGAUGAGUCCACCCCGUAGGAAGGACAGGCAAGACGAGGCACGAAUCCUCGAGAAAGAUAAGGGGAAGCGCCAGGUGACGCCGGUGGUGACCGCCGAGGACACGAAAAAGCCGAAGCCAACCAUUGUGAAGAUCCCCGCCGAGGAGGAGAACGGUCGCGUGAACGAUGCUUUCCAGAAGGCGGGCGACGAUCGUCGCCACGAUCCCGCGCAGGAGUCGCCGCGUACACGUCCGCGGGACGAUCGGGACGAUCGCGAGCUACGCGGCGAUCAGGAGCCGAGGGAGAACCUGGAGAACGGCCGUGCCUUACGUGACUCGCAGCGGUACCGAGAGAUCACGGUCGCGCGCGAUCCCGAUCGCAGGAUCGACGAGUCCAGGAUAAUGUACAAGAGCCGGGACAUCUAUCAGCGGCCGAUCGACGAGAUCGACACGCCGCGCUUCCCGACGGAGUACGAGAAGGGCGAUCCGAUCUUCGCGAGGAUUGUCAAUCCGAGCGUGAAGAUCAUGAAGGUCGAGCGAGACGUGGAGGAGGCUAUCGAUAACUAUAACAGAUAUUCAGAUAACAGCCAGUACGACAACGUGCCCAUUAAGAUGCGCGGUUCAUCCGGGAUUCUCAGGGGCCAUCAUCGCGACGUGUCCUUCAACGUGCCACCACCGCCCAAGGACUACCGAUCCAGAAGGUCCAAGGAUGACAUCGAGAUGCUGGAGGAGUACUUCGGCGUAUUGAAAAGCACUGGCACGCAAACCGCGCGGUCACCGUCCUCACCGACCGAUCCAGGAUACGUUCGGCAUACUGCAAGUAACUGGCCGCAGGACGUUAAGUCGAGCACACCGAGACCUAGCCCGGAACAUUCGAGAAUUUAACCCUUUCAUGCGCUGGCAUUUUCUCUCAGUCUCCUUUCUCUAAUUACAAGAUCAUUGGUCAAUUAUAGUUCAGUAAGAACAUCAAUAUAAUUUUUUUCUUUAAUUAGUAUUAUGAAAUUAAGAAUUGAAAUUUUUCCGAGAGAUUUUUUUUCUCUGCUAAUCUUAUAAAUAUUGUCUAUAUUCCGUUAUUUCCCUGUAAUGUUUCAGACUUGUUAAAUAUUUCCACAAUUUAGCCAUGAAAGGAUUAAGGAAAAAUGACGAUCGUUGAUAUUAUAGACUCUUCGAUAUUUUUUGUAAGAUUUUUGUAUAUGGUAGAGAUAUAACAAUUAGGAAACAAAAUUCGUUAAGUCCAAAAAUUCCUCUUUAAAAAAAGAAAAAGAAAUAAGGAAAUGUUUCACUUCAAAUUGAAGUUGAAUAGAAAAUUUAUGUGAUUUUCCUAAUUUUUCUAUUAUUCUAUGUAAUUAACUUAAUUCGAUUCAAAUUUUAUAACAAUAAGACAGAGCAUGGAUUUUGGACUUAAUUAUUAUUAUUGCGCACCAGACACGCGCGCGAGAUACCACAACGCAUUUAUACUUAAAUAGUAUUAGUUAUAAUAAAUAAAUUAAGAGGAUAGAGAGAGCUACAUACGUAUAUAUCACAGGACUGUAAUUUCUUAAGGCCCUUCACUGCAGCUAUCUUGGAUUGAUGACAGAGGCGAGAAAAUAAAACAGGAAAAUUCUUGCAACGUACAUUAAAAUAGAAAUUUUUCAAAACAUUCAUCAUAACAUAGCAUUUUUAAUCGAUAGACUAAACUUGUAAAAUAUAUCGAAAACUCAACCUUCGCAUUUAUAUAAAUGCAAUAAAUGUGUAUCAAAUUGAAUUUCACGUAAUCAAGGAAGAAAGCGAGCUAUCGAAUUUAAAUAAAUGUUUGCUUUUAUAUUAUAUAUAAUCUUAUGACGAAAUGGAAGUCGUCGGUAUAUUUUUUAGCACUACGAUUAAUUAUUUUAAAAUAUUGCACUAAAAUGAAAAAUACAUUGCAAGAAUAAUUUAGUUUUUUAACAUGUCACUUUUCACGCAUACACUAUACUGAAUGUAUUUAUAUGUGUAUAUUUUAUGUCGAGAGAUAUGGAAUGUGAGUUUUUUUUCACCGCUUCGAUUUAAACCAAGCUACCAUCAACGCGAAUUUGGCAAGCGGAAGUUUUAAACGCCUUUUAAUGACUUUUUUUAGUUUAUAUGUCUAUUGGUUUUGGAAGUUUUACUUUGCAGACCUGUGCGACAGUCGGGAUAGAUAAAGGGUCGGAAAGAAAUAACACAUCUUUCUUUUACUCGUAAAAAUUUCAAUAUAAAGUUAAUAUCUUCGUUCACAUCUCGUACUCCUAUAUGCAUAUACGUACAAUUAUUAUUAAUAAUCUGAUGAUAACAUAUAUAAUCGCUGCAUGGUUAGUCACACCUUCCACACUCAUCAGGACGCGUGUUAACAUUAAUGUUAAUAUUACACUGCCAUGAUAGAUGUAAUUUCUAUAUUUGCGUUUAUUCGUCACAGUCAAUGUCAAAACCGUUAAAAGUACCAAUUAUAUUCCUUGUCUGUUGUUUUCUUUAUGAAUGAAUUUCUUAAAAUGUAUAAAUAAAUGCUAUACAAGUCCA